Schistosoma guineensis is the source of this 1674-nucleotide messenger RNA. The record is from the annotation of a GenBank genome assembly. Lineage: Eukaryota; Metazoa; Platyhelminthes; Trematoda; Strigeidida; Schistosomatidae.
AUGGCUUUUGAGGUUCCUCUAAGCAAUGUUGCAAAUGCUGUUUUGAACAAAAACGAGAUUAUUUUCGAAUUUCACCUAAAUGAUGAAGCUGAAGUUUGCUUAUCUGAAAUGCGUCUGUACACUCCGGGAACUGAAGCUGAUAGGGAAGGCAAAGCCCCUUCUAUAUAUUCCAAGGUUACUCAAAAGGCAGAUAUUAUUCAGGUUACGGGAGAUUUCUUGGUCGAAUUCAAACAGUUGCAGUGUCUUCAACCUCGUGGCCGUUAUGAUGUUAAAUUAUAUCCAAGUUUUAUCCAUUUGCAUGGCAAGUCUUACGACUUUAAAGUCCCAAAGAAUACUAUUACUCGGUUGAUGGUGCUUCCUCAUCCCGAUAAUCGGCAGAUAUUCUUUGCAGUUCAACUUGAUCCACCGAUCAAACAUGGUCAAACCAGAUAUCAUUUUGUGAUUUCCCUUUUCGACAAGGAUUCGCACAUAAACUUGGAAAUGGCUGCGACAGAAGACUGGCUUCAGGAGCAGUUCAAUGGAAAAUUAACUCGAAAUAUUUCAGGACCUGAAUAUGAAGUUGUAGCUCGCGUGUUCAAGGUUCUAUUUGAUCAGAAAGUUACAGUCCCAGGAAGCUUCUCUGCAAAAGGCGGUGGUUGUGCAGUUGCAUGCAGUUAUAAAGCGUCUGUUGGUUUGUUGUAUCCAUUAGAGAGAGGUUUUACAUUCGUUCCUCGUCCUCCAAUUUCUAUACGUUUCGAUGAAAUAGUAGCUGUACAAUUUUCCCGUGGGACGGGUGCUCAAAGGUCUUUUGAUUUUGAGGUGGAAACUCGUAAUGGUUUAACGCAUACAUUCACUUCUAUCGAAAGAGAUGAAUAUCAUCAUUUGUACGAUUUUGUAACUGCUAAAAAACUUCGUGUUAAAAAUAUCAGUUCAGAAAACAAAACUACUAAUCCUGGUGAUGACGUUUGGUCAUCAUCUGAUGAAUCACAUGAUGCUUACAUGGAGAAGGUAAAGACAGAAGCUCGAGAACGAACAACUGAAAUGGAUGAUGAAGAUGACGACGAUGAAGAUGAUGAAGAUUUCAAACCACCGGAAUCUGAUGGUUCUGAACUUGCAGAAGAAUAUGAUAGUAAUGUUCAAACAACAACAAGUGAAGAUGAAUCUGGAGACAACGAUGAUGAUGAUGAUUCGGAGGAGAACAAAAGUAACACUAGUAGUAAGAAUACUACUACACACAAGAAAAAAGAUAAACGAGACAAUGACAGUGAUGGAUAUGAAGACAGCUUGUCAAGUGUAAGCAGUACUAGUGAACCUAAACCAAAACAAAAAAAAUUGAAAGAAGAACCAAAGAAAUCAACAACUAAACCCCGUAAAGAUGAAACAAAACGACAAACAACAAAAAAGCAAAAAAAACCUAAAGAUCCUAAUGCACCAACUCGUCCACUUUCUGCUUAUUUCUUAUGGUUUAAUGAGAAUAGAGAGAAAAUUGCAAAAAGUUUAGAUGGACAAAAUUCUGUUGCUGAAGUAGCUAAAGCUGCUGGAGAGAUUUGGCGAAAUAUGGAUAGUACAGUAAAAUCAGGUUAUCAAUCAAGAGUUGAUGAAUUAAAAAAGAAAUACCAAGAAGAUUUACGUAUAUAUCAAUCAAAUUUAGCGUCUUCUAAAGAACCAGAUUUAUCACCAGAUUCUAGUAGUUAA